Effrenium voratum is the source of this 1366-nucleotide messenger RNA. The record is from the annotation of a GenBank genome assembly. Lineage: Eukaryota; Dinophyceae; Suessiales; Symbiodiniaceae.
GCGCUCUGCCUGGUGGUUCUGUGGAGAUCCUGGGCCCCACUCCUUGCUCUGCGUCUCGGCCAUCGGCGCCUCUGUAUCACAGAUGCCCACAGAGGCUCGGGUGGUGCCACUUCGCGGCAAGCUGAUGCUGGGUCGCAUGCACCAGAGCGGCCUCUUUGAGCAUUUGCUCUCCAACGAGACGGCACAGAGGUAUUUGUGCUGCGUUUCGCGGUCGCACCUCGAGAUCGUGCCCAAAGGCGGCGGAGAGUUUGAGGUGACCAACCAGAGCGCCAACCCCAUCGCCAUCUCCGGGCCGAAGCUCGGCAAGGGCGAGGCGGCCAUCCUCAGGCCUGGCAGCUGCAUCGACUUCAUUGGCACUCACUCGGAUGGCUCCGGCCAGACGGUGGUCUAUUUGAAGUUGCAGCUGCAAGAGCAACCACGGGUGCAGAGAAACACCUCGCAGGGCUCUGAAAAGCCACCCACGGAACCUCUCCUGGAGGCGCUAGGGGGUGCGGAGCAGAAGCGUCUGCUGCCCGCCUUCGAGGACGCAAGAGCAAAGGCGCCUUUCUGGCUGCAGCUGGGCGGUACCGCAGUGCGCCAGGGCUUCUCCGAGGAGCAGCGCUUGCUGGAGGGCACUCCGCAGGGCCUCAUGGUGGGCCGGGUGCAUCAGCAAGCUCUCCACCAGGAGGCGCUGCGAAAGGAGGUCCGGGAGUACCUGAGUCGGGACCACUUCCGAAUCGGCCGCGACGGAGACGGCCGCUACCACCUUGUGGCCCUGAGCUCCAACCCCAUCUGGCGGGACCGCAAGGGUCAGCGCCGGGAGCUGGAAAAAGGGGACCCGCCUUUGUCCCUGCUGCACGGGGAUGAGAUCUUGCUCUUCACUGGCGCGGCGGAUUGCACUCCAGACGGGCCCGAGAAUUUGGGCACCUUGAAGUGGCGCUUCUUCCAAGCCGAUAAUUCCAGAGAUCCCAUUGUGGACAACGACACCGUGAGAAAUGUCGGCAGGCCGAAGCCUCGUGACCGCAGCCCGGCCAACGGGAGGCCGCAGCACUAUUUGGCAGGUUCUUUGGUGGGCAAGAAUGCCUACAAAGAGAAGAACCGCUACACCUGCCUUGGACAGGUCUUUGACACGCUCAUGGAGGACCCUUCCGCGGGAUACCGACGCAAGUCCAAAUCUCCCAGUCGCGUGACCUUUGCCGGCGAGGACAAGGGUGACAAGCCUUCCGGCAUUCAGCGCCCAGCGACGGGCUACAUUCGGCAAGUGCCACCAGAGGUCCAUGAGCUUUGCGGCCCCGAUGGACGGCCUUUGGACUAAGUGCUGAGCGGCGCGAGGUCUCUUCCCGUCUUGCCAAUGAGAACACCAGAGCUGCGUUGCGCGGAGCCGGAC